This is a messenger RNA of Python bivittatus (Burmese python), 1043 nucleotides long. Lineage: Eukaryota; Metazoa; Chordata; Lepidosauria; Squamata; Pythonidae. The record is from RefSeq and is a predicted model, not a curated record.
GUUUUUUAAGCGUCCGCUGGCUAUGCCAAAUUCUGGAAUGAUAAGGUCCUGAUCAUUUUAGUUCCAAGAGUCUUGCUUUACAAGCCCAGAAAAAGAUUUUGAGCAAGAUGGCUAGCAAGACAAUGGCCAACAUGCUGAUUGACGACACCAGUAGCGAGAUCUUUGAUGAGUUAUACAAAGUGACCAUCGAGCACAUGAAAAACAAGAAAGAAGCACACAAAAUUAUGAAAGACUUGAUCAAAGUCGCCAUCAAGAUCGGGAUUCUCUACCGAAACAACCAGUUCAAUGCGGACGAGCUGGAGAUUGUUGAGAAGUUCCGCAAGAAGCUGAAUCAAGCAGCCAUGACUGUGGUCAGUUUUUACGAGGUGGAGUACACGUUUGAUAAGAAUGUUCUUUCAGGACUCUUGAAUGAGUGCAAAGACCUCGUGCAUGAACUCGUAGAGCGACACCUAACAGCCAGGUCUCAUGCCCGGAUCAAUCACGUCUUUGAUCACUUUGCAGCUGUUGACUUCCUAACUGCUCUCUAUAGCCUUGAUGGGGAAUGUCGUCCACACCUCAAAAAGAUCUGCGAUGGAAUCAACAAACUACUUGAUGAGAAAGUCCUCUGAAACUUGACUUUAGAAAAUUUUUUAAAAACAGAUCGAUCAAGAGAUGCAAACCGAGUUGGGAAAGGAAUACAAGAGCCUGCUUCUUUUAUAUAACCCCUGGAGAAAAUAUCUUGGUAACAAAAUACCUUUAUUCUGGAACAUUUGCCAUCAGUUUGCAAUGAAAAGCCAUCAGAAGUGAGAUGUACUUCAGCCAGCAAAUAAAACUGAACAUUUUAGUACAGAGAAGAGUUUACAGUGCUAAAGAAAUUACACAUAUUAUUGUAGUUGGAAUUUAGCAGUGCAAAAAUAAACCUGAAGAUCCAUUUCAAAGAGCAAAUAAAACUGCCUACAUUUUCAUUGUAGAAGAAAACUAUGAGGUGAAAGAGUGAGCUCUCAACUUUGUUUUAAACGAAAAAUCUUCUGGUUUAUACAUAAUCCAAACUGAAGACAAAAAUG